UAUAUAUAUAAUAUGUAUAUUUUGAGCGGUAUAACAUAAGACGAACACACACAAACGAAUAAAGUAAAUAAAUAAAGUGAAUUCAAAACGCUUGCAAAAAAAGCUGGCAAAAAAAGCUGGCAAAAAAAAAAAAACAAAACAAAAACAAAGUGGCAGAAAAAAUUUACCGUGAAUAUUACUCACUUUAGAAAAAAAAAAGCAGGUAAUGUAAUCAUGUUCAAUACGCUGAUACCGUUGUUUGUUAUAAUAAUUUGUAUCGCUGAAUGUUGGAGCUUCAACAGCAUAUUAUCACAAACGGCAGCUAUAAAUGGCACAAAUGAAACAUUAUCAAAGUUCAUAAAUUCCAUUGAGUCUGCGGCAGCUGACGAAGCUUCAAAUCUGAGCACAUCAACAGAGAUUGCUUUAGAGGGUACAAACUAUGCGGCGGCACUACCGGAGGAUUGCUCACAGCGCAAUAAGAAAGCAGAACAGCCGUUGAAUAGUAAAAACUCGCGGCUGAGAAAAUGCUGUCCGCACGGCGAGGGGUUGAGCAUAUUUAAUGACAACAAAACAGAUGAAUUUUGUGAUUCAACGAAUUUCCACUUCGAACCCAAUAUUAUAAGUGCCGUACUUUAUGAUAAUUGCAUUGAGGAUGAAGAGAAUGUAGUAGAUUUGGAGAUGGAAAUCGGAAAUCCAUGCAAUUCAUCACUAAUAUACAAUAGUGAAGAGGAUACAUUCUUCGUUUUGCAAGACGGCUCCUUACUCAUCAUGGACAAGUAUGGAAAUGAUAGUUAUACGGUGGAGAAAUACUACUGUCUCGAUAUGGACAAUGUGUCUGGCAUUACCUACGCCAUUACCUGCAUAACAGCGAUUGAAGAGCACUUGAAACGUGGACAAAUGAUAGCCAUUGCAGCACUGAUGCUUGUAUCCAUACCCUGCUUAUUAAUUGUUAGUUAUAUACAUAUAAGACUGAAGGAAUUACGAACCAUGCAUGGUUUAUGCUUGAGCUCAUUGUCAUUGUGUUUAGCUCUGGGUUAUUUUUUACAUUCAUUAGUGCAUAUUUUCAAAAUCGAUUCCAUGAAAAUUGGUUAUGUUAUACAAUUCCUUAUGUUAUCCUAUUUUAUAUGGUUCUUCUGUCUCUGUUGGAAUGUAUUGGUGAAUAUUUGGCAUCGGAUACCAGCGAAUAAGAGAGCGUCGAAAACGAUCGUAUGGUGCGUGUUUGGUGUACAUUCACUCAUUUGUUAUACCGUUGCCGGUUCAUUAGUGGCAAUGACUGUGCAUAAAGGACUUCCUGGCAUGCCGUCGUAUUUCAUGCAAGGUUUGACAGCAUCCAUUCGGGAAUCCCAAAGAUAUUUUAUACCGCCGGUAUCGACGCUACUUUUCUUAUCAUUUAUCGUAAUGAUGAUAUCAUUUUUCGGUUUCCAAAAAAUUAAGAAACGAAAAACUGAAGCUGCAGCCAAGAGCAGUACAAACGGUACACUCUACACAAAUAUAUUGACAGAAAUUGAUGAAAUGAAAUAUGAGGAAGUAAAAAAAGACGCUAAAUGCAUAAGCUUCUUGGGUGUCAUUCUUAUAGUUUCUUGGUUACUGGAAAUUGUCACAUUUUAUUCACCCGGCCCAGAAGCUUACCUCAUGCUGAUGGAAAUGGUGAAUGGCCUACAAGGUGUAUUCAUAAUGUUAAUAUUCGUCGUUGUACGGCGCAGGCGCACCAUUAUUUUGAGAUGGUGGUACGAUAGAGGAUCUCAUAAUGUGGAAGAUGUAGAACUUACGGCGAUGAAUAAAUAAAUCCAUUUAUAAGUUUCGAAUUGGUGCGAAUGUUAAUAUUUGUUUGCACAUACAUAUGUAUGUAUAUUGACAUAUGUAUAUUGUACAUGCUUAAAUUGUUCAUACAUAUAAUACAUACAUAUUAAAAGUUUAUAUAUAUAUAUGUACGUGUACGUAGGUAGAAAUACUGUUUAAUGCACCACAUUAGCUUGACGAGUUGUAUGAUAAAUUUUCAUAAAUAAAUCUUUUAAAAGAU
Ceratitis capitata (Mediterranean fruit fly) is the source of this 1999-nucleotide messenger RNA. RefSeq names its product probable G-protein coupled receptor Mth-like 14. The record is from RefSeq and is a predicted model, not a curated record. Bases 214 to 1764 code for a protein of 516 amino acids. The transcript has 7 exons. NCBI's taxonomy places the organism in Eukaryota, Metazoa, Arthropoda, Insecta, Diptera, Tephritidae. Gene Ontology annotation, molecular function: G protein-coupled receptor activity.